UUUGUUUUUGUUGCAAAACCAUAAUUUUUGAUUUUGUGUUAUUUCCAUCAAAAAAUGAUAAAUAUCUUUAACAAAAUUUAUAAGCAAUAGCACAAUUACCAUGUCCACGCCACUGGAACAACAAACAGAUGAACGAGAGGCUUUGCAGUCGAUUUACGAGGGCGAUACGAACUUUAAGGAAAUUGACAGCGUCACAUUUCAAUACAAAUAUGGCGAAGAGGACAACUACAGGUCGUUUCUGGUGGAGCUGAAAUGGGGAGAAAACUAUCCGGAUGAGGCGCCAACGAUCAAUAUGAACACAUUUUAUAACAGGAAUCUACUGCCCGCUGUGAAGGAAGAGAUCACAUCAGCUUUGAGUACGGAAGCCACUCAAUGGUUGGGCUGCGGCAUGACCUACACACUGUUCGAAGCCCUUAAGGACAAUCUGGAGCAACUAACAGCCGGUCAGCCCGAAUCCGCACCCGCAGUAGUAGCCGUAGACGAUGGCGUGGGUGCCCUGAAGAUCUCCGAUCCCAACGCCGAUGCGGAUGCCAGGAAAAAGGAGCCCAAGAAGGAGCAGCUGACCAAGGCGCAGAAACGCCGGCAGUGGGAACGAACCGAUCACAAGGGAGAUCGAGAACGUGGCUGGGAUUGGGUGGACCUUGUCAAGCAUUUAUCGCAGACAGGCGGUAAGAAUGAAGAUGCUCCCACUGCCGCCGAAAUCGCCGCGUCCAAUGCUCCAGCUUUGCAUCCCCUGAACAAUUAAAAACAUUAGACACUUAAGAGAAGAGAAAAACAACAACGAGAACACUUUAAAUCGAAAUCAAAAGCCAAUACUAUUGUUAAUGUGAUCUGAUAAUGGCUAAUUAGCGCAAGCAUGUCUAUCAAGAAAUCUUUAAUUUUUAUGCUGACUAUUAAAAGGUUUGAAUUUUGAUUUAAA
Drosophila elegans is the source of this 919-nucleotide messenger RNA. Its product is annotated as RWD domain-containing protein 4. Gene Ontology annotation, molecular function: protein binding. The transcript has 3 exons. Bases 101 to 745 code for a protein of 214 amino acids. The record is from RefSeq and is a predicted model, not a curated record. Lineage: Eukaryota; Metazoa; Arthropoda; Insecta; Diptera; Drosophilidae.